AUGAGGAAUUACACAGACCGGGUGGUGUGUGGGGCGGUGUCUUCAUCAGUCGGUCGGAUGUGAGGGUAAGUGGUAGUCGUGCAGUUUAAGUCAAAAGUCGAAGACGAGCUCUUAAUCCAACGAACACGCAAACGUGUUAAACGAAUAAGAAUUAAAACAUAAAUUAUCAACAUUUCUAGAAGAUUAACGGAUAAAAGCUGCUUACAAAAUGGCGACCGAUUCGAACAUCCUAGAUAUGAAUCGUGAUCCCGAAUUAAGAUAUUUGAUUGUGGAUAGAAAUGUUAUUAACGAUCCGGCUGCCCAAGCGGAAUGGACGGCGAAGAAGUUAAUUUGGAUACCCCACGACUUAAAUGGAUUUGUUAUGGGCAGCAUCAAAAAGGAUCGGGGAGACGAAUACGAAGUCGAAAUUAUCGAAACGGGUCGAAGGUGCGUGGUGAGUAAGGAUGAUGUCCAGAAAGUGAAUCCGCCGAAAUUUACAAAAGUCGAAGACAUGGCCGAAUUAACUUGCCUCAAUGAAGCAUCCGUCCUUCACAAUCUUAAGGAUCGCUAUUUUUCGGGAUUGAUCUAUACAUAUUCUGGACUUUUUUGUGUAGUAGUAAAUCCAUAUAAAAAGUUUCCGAUAUAUACAGAAAAAGUAAUCGAAUUAUACAAAGGUAAAAAACGACACGAAGUUCCGCCGCACAUAUUUGCUAUUACUGAUGGUGCAUACAGGAGUAUGCUUCAAGAUCGUGAGGACCAAUCCAUACUUUGCACUGGUGAAUCCGGUGCGGGUAAAACUGAAAAUACGAAAAAAGUGAUUCAAUAUUUAGCAUAUGUGGCUUCCUCCAAACCUCGUACUUCUGUAGCAGGUAUACAUUCGUAUCAACCUCCUCCUGUCAACAUUAUUGGAGAAUUAGAACAACAACUUUUACAAGCAAAUCCCAUUCUUGAAGCUUUUGGGAAUGCAAAAACAGUGAAAAAUGAUAACUCUUCCAGAUUUGGUAAAUUUAUUCGAAUAAAUUUCGAUGCUUCGGGCUUCAUUGCUGGUGCCAAUAUUGAAACUUAUCUUUUAGAGAAGUCACGUGCCAUUAGACAAGCAGCUGACGAACGUUGCUUUCAUAUAUUUUAUCAGCUUCUGAAUGGCACAACUCCAGAACAAAAAAAAGAAUAUCUUUUGGAAGACAUAAAAAAUUAUACUUUCCUUACCUGUGGUAAUGUACCGGUUACGGGAGUGGACGAUGGUGUAGAAUUUAGGAAUACAACUAAAGCAAUGAGCAUUAUGGGUUUAAGUAACGACGAUCUAAGUGCCAUUUUUCGUAUAGUAUCAGCUGUUCUGUUAUUUGGAAAUAUGAAAUUUAGACAAGAGAGAAAUUCGGAUCAGGCAACUUUACCAGAUAACACAGUUGCCCAGAAAAUCAGCCAUUUAUUAGGUCUUAAUGUCACCGAAAUCACAAAAGCAUUCUUGAGGCCUCGACUAAAAGUUGGUAGAGAUCACGUCACUAAAGCUCAAACCAAAGAACAAGUAGAAUUUGCAGUUGAAGCAAUUUCUAAGGCAUGCUACGAGAGACUUUUUAAGUGGUUGGUUCAUCGCAUUAACCGUUCAUUAGAUCGUACUAAAAGACAAGGAGCUUCAUUUAUUGGUAUUUUGGAUAUUGCUGGCUUUGAAAUAUUUGAGUUGAAUUCAUUUGAACAGUUAUGCAUAAAUUAUACAAAUGAAAAAUUACAACAACUGUUUAACCAUACAAUGUUCAUUUUGGAACAAGAGGAAUAUCAGAGAGAAGGAAUAGAUUGGAGAUUUAUUGAUUUUGGUCUUGAUCUUCAACCUACAAUAGACCUUAUUGAAAAGCCUAUGGGUAUUUUGGCUCUCCUUGAUGAAGAAUGUUGGUUUCCGAAAGCGACAGAUAAAACUUUUGUAGAUAAAUUAGACAGUACUCACACUAUCCAUCCAAAAUUUAAAAAAUCUGAUUUUAGAGGCUCUGCAGAUUUUAGCAUCAUUCAUUAUGCUGGAAAGGUUGAUUAUUUAGCCAAUCAGUGGUUAAUGAAAAAUAUGGAUCCUUUAAAUGAAAAUGUUGUUUCAUUACUUCAAUGUGCCCAAGAUCCAUUUGUAGCACAUAUUUGGAAAGAUGCCGAAAUUGUUGGUAUUGGUGCGGCAACCAUGAGUGAUACGCAGUUCGGCGCAAGAACCAGAAAGGGAAUGUUCCGUACCGUUAGUCAACUAUAUAAAGAUCAGUUGGCCAAACUAAUGGUUACCCUUCGUAAUACCAAUCCCAACUUUGUUCGUUGUAUUAUUCCUAACCACGAGAAAAAGGCAGGUAAAAUUGAUGCACCCUUGGUCCUGGAUCAGUUACGUUGCAAUGGUGUAUUAGAAGGCAUACGAAUUUGUCGGCAAGGCUUUCCCAAUCGUAUUCCAUUUCAGGAGUUCCGUCAGAGAUAUGAAUUACUAACACCAAAUGCAAUUCCAAAAGGUUUUAUGGAUGGAAAGUUGGCAUGUGAGAAAAUGAUUAAUGCAUUGGAUUUGGAUCCAAAUCUUUAUAGAGUCGGUCAAAGUAAAAUAUUUUUCCGUGCCGGCAUUUUGGCACAGUUAGAAGAAGAGAGAGAUGUAAAAAUAUCGGAUCUGAUUGUACAGUUUCAGUCGUACUGUAGAGGUGUUCUUGCACGAAGAAACUAUCAAAAACGCUUACAACAAUUGAACGCCAUUCGAAUCUUACAACGUAAUUGUGCCGCUUAUCUUAAGUUACGUAAUUGGUCUUGGUGGAGACUAUACACUAAAGUAAAACCAUUACUUCAAGUAACUAAACAAGAAGAAAAGUUAAAUGAAAAAGAGGAUGAGCUGCGACAGGUGAAAGAGAAGAUGGAUAAAGCACAGCAAGAAGUUGAAGAAUUAGACAAGAAAUUACAACAGACUGUAGAAGAGAAAAAUACAUUAGCGGAACAGUUGCAGGCAGAAACAGAACUGUGUGCAGAAGCCGAAGAAAUGCGACUACGACUUCAAACCAGGAAGCAAGAACUGGAGGAAAUUCUUCAUGAUUUAGAAGCGAGAAUUGAAGAAGAAGAAGAAAGAAAUCAAACUCUGACAGCUGAGAAAAAGAAACUUCAAUUAAAUAUUCAAGAUUUAGAAGAACAAUUGGAAGAAGAGGAAGCUGCGCGACAAAAGCUUCAAUUAGAGAAGGUGACUCUCGACUCGAAAAUCAAAAAAUUAGAAGGCGAAUUUGCAUUUUUAGAAGAUAACAGUCAAAAGAUGACGAAAGAGAAAAAAGCAUUAGAAGAGCGUCAGACUGAGAUUUCUCAAGCUUUGGCCGAGGAAGAAGAAAAAUCAAAACAUUUAAAUAAACUUAAAAUCAAACAUGAAGCAACGAUAACGGAUUUAACGGAAAGACUGAGAAAGGAACAACAGCUUCGUCAAGAAUUGGAACGGGUAAAAAGACGACUGGAGACCGAAUUGAGUGACGUAAAAGAACAGCUGAAUGAGAAACGUGCUCACGUCGACGAAUUACAACAGCUUUUAGGAAGAAAGGAAGAAGAAUUGAGUCAAACAUUGGCUAAGUGCGAUGAAGAAGCUGUGGCAUUAGCAUUGUCACAAAAAACAUUGAGAGAAGUCGAAAGUCAGUUGGCGGAAGUACAGGAAGAUCUGGAAGCUGAGAAACAGGCUCGACUGAAAGCCGAAAAACAAAAGCGAGACCUUAAUGAAGAACUAGAAGCACUGAAAAAUGAACUGAUGGAUUCUUUGGAUAUAACUGCGACCCUGAAAGAAUUAAGGACGAAGCGAGAACAGGAAUUGGCAUUGUCUAAAAAGACGCUAGAAGAAGAGACAGCUGCUCACGAAUUACAGAUUGCCGAUUUGCGCCAGAAGCAUAAUCAGGCAAUCGAAUGUCUCAACGAACAUUUGGAUGCUGCAAAAAAGGCAAAAGCAGCCCUAGAAAAAUCAAAAUCUAAUUUGGAAGCUGAAAAUGCGGAACUGACAAAUGAAAUAAAAGGUGUGUCCGCAGCUCGGCAAGAAUCCGACAGGAAGCGCAAACAAUUGGAAACACAGGUGCAAGAACUCAUGGUAAAACUUGGAGAAUCGGAUCGAAGUAAGAGCGAGAUCCUCGAAAGAGCCCAGAAAUUGCAGGUUGAACUCGAAGCCGUUAAUAAUCAAUUGGAAGAAAUGGAAAUAAAAGCAUCUCAGGCAUCAAAAAGUACUUCAGCAUUAGAAUCUCAAUUAGCCGAAGCACAGGAAUUACUACAAGACGAAACAAGACAGAAGCUGGCUCUGAGUUCAAAGAUUCGUCAGUUAGAAAGCGAAUUAGAAUCUAUCAAAGAUCAGCUGGAUGAAGAAGAAGAACAAAAGAAAAAUUUAGAAAAACAGGCCACCCAAUUUAACUUGCAGAUUCAAGAGUUGAAAAAACGACUGGAAGAAGAAACCGAAUUGGCAGCAGUUUUAGAGGAACACAGAAAGAAACAGACAAAAGACAUCGAAACACUUCAGAGACAAUUAGAAGAAUUACAAAUAGUUAACAGCAAAUUGGAAAAAUCGAGGAAGAAGCUGCAGUCCGAGGUAGAAGACGUCACAAUAGAGUUGGAGAGCCAAAGAUCGAAAGUAUCCGAGUUAGAAAAGAGACAACGCAAGUUCGAUCAGAUGCUGGCCGAAGAAAAAGCCAUAUCGGAAAGAAUAGCUUCGGAAAGAGAUAAUGCCGAAAGAGAAGCCAGAGAGAAAGAGACUAAGAUUCUGUCUCUUACAAGAGAUUUAGAAGACAAACGAGAUCAGUUCGAAGAAUUAGAGAGAGCCAGAAAGCAGCUGCAAUCAGAAUUAGAAGAGUUGAUUAGCAGACGAGGAACGGCCGAUAAAAACGUUCACGAAUUAGAAAAGGCAAAACGAACAUUAGAAAGUCAAUUAGAGGAACAAAAAACGCAGAUAGAAGAAUUAGAAGACGAGUUACAGUUGACUGAAGAUGCAAAAUUAAGAUUAGAAGUCAAUAUGCAAGCACUGAAAACGCAGUUCGAGAGAGACCUGCAGGCCAAAGACGAACAGGGAGAAGAAAAACGACGUGCCUUAAUAAAACAAGUAAGAGAUUUGGAAACAGAAGUGGAAGACGAGCGAAAGCAGAAAAUGGCCGCCAUAAGCAGUCGCAAAAAGUUAGAAGGGGACUUAAAGGAUUUCGAACAGCAAUUAGAAAUGGCAAACAAGGUCAAAGAGGAUUCCGUACGACAGUUUAAAAAAGCACAGGCUCAGAUGAAAGAUUAUCAGAGAGACUCGGAAGAAGCUAGAGCCAGUAAAGCCGAACUAGUGUUACAGGCAAAAGAAACGGAGAAGAAACUGAAAACGAUGGAAGCCGAACUGGCGCAAGUACAGGAAGACUUAGAAAAUUCGGAGAGAGCCAGACGCGCCGCAGAGUCAGAAAGAGAGGAAUUACAGGAGGAAAUCAGUUCCAAUUCUUCCAAAGGUUCGCUUCUGCAAGACGAGAAGCGUCGUCUGGAAGCCCGCAUCCAGCAACUGGAAGAGGAAUUGGAAGAAGAACAAAGCAAUCUGGAAAUCGUAAUGGAGAAGGCCAGGAAGUCCCAAGCACAGACAGAACAACUGGCAACGGAAUUGGCCAGCGAGAAAGCCACUUCGCAGAAAUUAGAAAACAGCAGACUGAUGCUGGAAAGACAGGUAAAGGAAUUGAGAUCGAAAAUUCAGGAAUUGGAAACGACGCAGCGCGCCAAAUCCAAAGCCACCACCACCGCUCUAGAAGGAAAAAUAACUCAUCUGGAAGAACAGCUGGACGAGGAAGCGAAGGAAAGGCAAGCGGCCACCAAAGCCGCCCGAAGAGCGGAGAAAAAGAUGAAAGAACUUCUCAUACAGAUAGAAGACGAGCGAAGACACGCGGAUCAAUUUAAAGAACAGGUGGAGAAGAGCAACAGUCGCAUGAAAUCCUUAAAAAGACAAGUGGACGAAGCAGAAGAGGAAUGUUCGCGUGAAAAAGCGCAGAGAAGAAAGCUGCAGAGAGAUUUAGAAGACGCUUUGGAAAACAAAGAAGCUCUGGAAAGGGAAAUAGCCAAUCUUAAGAAUCGAAUGAGAAGAGGCGGAUCCAGCGGGUCGACGGGUAGCGGCUACCGUUCCAGCAAACGCAAUCUGGUGUCUUCGAAUUCGGAAGACGGUUCCCUAAACUUGCAGGACGAUUCUCUGGACGACAGUCAGGCUUGAAUUGAUUACUAACACAGCACUGCCUUCCGCAUCGGACGUUGUUCCGGUUGCCCAGCAACAAGCGUGCGCCCGUUCGUCGGGAAGGUCGUGCCUUACAAGAGAGAAUGGGGAUUACGUACCGGUGACCGAGCGACCCCUAACAUUCCUACGUAGUGGCGCGUGUACAGAAUUAACAACGGAGAUACGACGGAGGCGCCGGGCACCGGGAAAGGCAGGAAAUUCGAUACCUUCCGUUGGCUGUUUAUGCAUUCCUUUUUUACUCGAUUAGCAUGAAUAACGGCACAAACAUUCAGGGAAUUAUUUUAGCCAUUUUCGUUCCUCUCGUCUUACUUAAUCCGGGCCACGACGGAACGGAAACCACGGAAAUAGCGUUUAUAUAUGUAGUCCUUCUGAUUGUGUAAAGAAUGCAAAAAACGAAAAUAAUCACGAAUGUACGCAUUAAAAACUUGUGUGAUUUAUAAAAA
Molecule: messenger RNA, 6606 nt
Organism: Centruroides sculpturatus (bark scorpion)
Lineage: Eukaryota; Metazoa; Arthropoda; Arachnida; Scorpiones; Buthidae
Gene: zip
Product: myosin heavy chain, non-muscle-like
Exons: 40
Coding region: 209-6142 (1977 amino acids)
Cellular component (GO): myosin complex
Molecular function (GO): actin filament binding; ATP binding; cytoskeletal motor activity
Source: RefSeq, a predicted model, not a curated record